This is a messenger RNA of Ostrinia furnacalis (Asian corn borer), 5537 nucleotides long. Its product is annotated as zinc finger protein 729. Gene Ontology annotation, molecular function: DNA binding; zinc ion binding. Bases 196 to 5148 code for a protein of 1650 amino acids. Gene Ontology annotation, cellular component: nucleus. The record is from RefSeq and is a predicted model, not a curated record. Gene Ontology annotation, biological process: DNA repair. The transcript has 10 exons. NCBI's taxonomy places the organism in Eukaryota, Metazoa, Arthropoda, Insecta, Lepidoptera, Crambidae.
AGAUAAAACGAUUGUUGUAUUUCUCAAAUAAAACUGUCACUGAGAUUUACGAAAACAAAUUAAAUAUUACUAAUUAUACUAUCAAUCAAGCUUUGUUGAAACAAAACGCCAGUAGACAUUUUUCGUGGUAAUGAAUGGAGUACGCCGGUAAGAAAGAUGUGAUGAUAAGUUCCGUAAAGUUUUUAAGAAAUCAAUAUGGCCCUCAAGCUGGGGAAAUGCAGACUUUGUCUGAAGCUUGGCGACUUUUACUCCAUCUUCACCGUGGACAAUGCCAUCCAACUGGCAGAGAUGGUCAUGGAAUGCGCCCGGGUGAAAAUCUACGAUGGCGACGGGCUUCCCGACAAGAUUUGUUCCGAGUGCGUACAGAAGCUCAGCAGCGCAUACAUCUUCAAGCAGCAGUGCGAGCGCUCUGACCAGGAGCUGCGCAGGAACUAUGUGCCGCCGCCGGGUUUCAGUAUCACGCCCCCACCGCCACAAAACAGACAAAGCAGCGAUUCCGCGUUCUCGUCCCAAACUGACAUCUCGAACCAGACCAAGCCGUCUUCCUCCAACGAGAACGCCGUCACGCCGGCCAGUCGCUCGCGCAAGCGCAGCCGCGAAAGCGCCGACAACACCUCCGUCAGUAGUCGUUCCCACGACUACGCGCCCGCCACAAAACGCGUCUCCGAACUCCGCGAUUCCCAAAAGAAACGCCGCGUCCAAAACUCCUACGAGGACGACUCCGACUACGAGGACCACAUGUCGACCUCCCAGUUCUCCGCCGGCACCGACUCCGACGAGCCGCUCCUCAAAAACUCCUUCAAGUGCAAAAAGUGCGAAAAGUCAUUCGCGAGCGCCAAAAGUUUAGCCCUCCACAGCCGGACGCACAAAAAGGACAGCCUCGGCCAGAACGAGGUGGUCAACAUCCCGAAACCCGCCCCUUCGGAGGACGCGACCGACGACGACGACAAGCUGUCGUGCGACAAAUGCGGGAAGACGUUCAAGCUGAAGAUAAUGCUGAAGCGGCACCACGACCUGUGCGGCGUCAUCGCCGAGGUGUCCCCGCAGAAGGAGUUGCUCGUGUCUCUCGAGCCGAUCGACGCACCGGUUCACCCGAAAAAGAUCGAGUGCGAGAUAUGCACGUCCAAGUUCAAAUCGAUCGAUAAUCUGAACAAGCACUUGCGAGUGGUGCACGCGGCGGCGCCGAAACCGGAUCCGUCGCCGGUGAAAGAGAAAAAAGUGUCGGUGCCGUGCAUAUUCUGUCGGAAGCAGUUCGACGACUACUACGUGUAUACGGCGCACCACAACAGCUGCAACAAGCGGCGGGAGUUGGACGCGUUCUCGUGUCCGGUGUGUAAGCGGUUGUCGGGGAAGCGCAGCGCGUUCUUCGUUCACGUGAAGAACCUUCAUUUCGAGCGCGGGUUGUCUGGUAAAGAGGAGCCGCGGGCCGAGGCGUUCGACUGCCGCGUGUGCAGCAAGCGGCUGGCGUCGCAGGAGCAGCUCAUCACGCACCUGGCCGCGCAUAUGUCCCACAUUGAUGAGCCCGAGGCCGCCGCCGACGACGAGUCCAGGGCUAGCACCUUAGACGAUUCUGCAUCGAUUACGUCGGCGGACUACACCAGCUCAAAAUACGUUUCCAACGGACCUUUAAAGUGUGGUAUCUGCGACAAACGGUUCACGUACAAGAAGGCGCUGGUCACGCACCACGAGCGCUGCCACGCGAAUAUGGAGCUGCAGGUGAAGGUCGAGCCGCCUGAUAAGAUGCCCGAGCAGGACAAUCCGAAUCUUCUCAGCGAGACGCGAGCACCUUCCGAAUCAGAAUCGAGCGACGAGGAAGGCGACGACAACACGUGUGAUAUAUGCGAGAAACAUUUCUCAUACAAGCGGCUGCUAUUGCAACACAAGCGCACCAAACAUAACCUAAGCUCGGGGACCAAGCGAGCCAAGAUCACGCUCAAAGACUGCUCUGUGAGGUGCCUCAUCUGUGACUUGGAAAUGAAAGUCAGCGCCAUCAACGAGCACAACCAGAAGCACAUCUCGGUGAACAUCAAGCCGCGCAACGUUUACACGUGCGCCGAGUGCCAGGACAAGUUCAAGAGCUGCAGCGCGCUGGCCGGACACAUCAAAUUUGUUCAUAGAUUAAAACAGCCGCGAGCGCCGAAAGCGCCGCGUGCCCUCGAAGGCGGUUCGGAGUUGGCGGAUUUUUGCGAGGUCGUUGUGACUAAGGCGGAACCCCUGGACGCGCUCCAGGAUCACAACGACCCCGGAGCAGUUCCGCCCAGUGUCAGCGCCGCCGGGUUUACCUGCCCGCUGUGUACUAAACGAAUGCCCACGCUGUUGGCUCUCAAACGGCAUGUUAAUUGGCAUACAUAUCGUGGGAAAGACCUGGAGAAGAAUAUUGAAUGCGCCGUGUGUAAGGAGACCUUCCGUUUCCAAUGCCACUACAAGUUACACAUGCGCGGGCACUACCGGGACCCGAACUUGGACCCGGUGCACCUCACGUGCCCCAUCUGCAACCGCAAGAGCAAGCAUUUAAGAGCGGCCCAGAUGCACAUGAACUACCAUAAGCAGACGCGCUUCAAUACUGCCGACUAUCAGUGCUCGAUUUGCAAGCGAGUCUUCCAGCAUCGGAAGGUGUACCUCUCGCACAUGGCCAUCCACUUCAAGCGCGGCGAGAGCGGCCAGAACACCAUCGUCGGUGACGUCACGCCCAACAACGCCGACAAGACGCGCUUCGACGGAACCAACACCUGCCACCUCUGCGGAAAGGUCUGCGACUCCGAAAACUCGCUCAAGCACCACGUGCGAUGGCACAACUCCAAGUCUUCCUUAUACGGAGCACGCCACGAGUGCCAGUUCUGCCAACUAGUCUUCACGAAUAAGCGCCGUUUAGAAAUCCAUAUAAGAUCACAUUACGAGGACGACAACGGACCCUUCAAGUGCACUAUCUGUGGGAAGGGAUACAUCGACGAGGAAUACUUUCGAAGACACGUUAAAGGACACAACUUCGACCACCAGUCACAUAAGGAUAGAAUCGAUAAGUUAAGAAAGGAUAAAGUCAAGUGCCCGAUCUGCGCUCGCUUCUAUCCAGACUUGAUCCAUUUGAUACGGCAUCUGAGACGCACCCAUCCUGAGAGCAAAAUGAUCAAGACCGAUCCUGAUGCGCCGGCGCCGGUCUACUUUUCCUGCAAGCUGUGCGCCAAAGUGUUUCUCGACGAACGCCGCUUCCAAAAGCACGAGGAGGCCCAUAUGAGAAAGCCGCAGUUCUUCAAAUGCAAAUUCUGUGGGAAAAACACCAUCUCGAUGAAAACCCACAACCUCCACAUCAAGGGUCACCUAACCCAGAAGUACCUAGACGAACCGCUGAAGUGCAUGCACUGCGACGAAAAGUUCUACAAGGGCUACCAUUUGCACCACCAUUUGAGGGAUGCGCACCAGAUCAAUGAAACGUGGAUCGCCGAGCGCACCGAGCCCACUCUUAGCGGGCCUUUGAAAGAGUUCCAGUGCUCAGUUUGCCUGAAGGUGCUCGCCAGCAAAGGAAACUUCGAGCGGCACAUCGACUACCACAAUACCCUGCGUUGCAACUACUGCUUCGACUACUUCAGCACCAUCCGCUUCCUGGAAGGCCAUCUGGCCUUCAGCUGCGACAAGAAGAAGCUCCUCGGGGACACCGAGCCCCAUCUAAGGAGGAUCAAGUGCCACGUCUGCUACAAAGCCUUCCACUUGCAGGUCAAACUGGACUGUCACUUGCGGACGCGACACGGGAUCAAAGUGAAUAAAGAAGCGUCGAGCGGGAAAAAGGAGUUCGUCUGCGAUUUCUGCUUCCGCGUAUUCGAGAAUGAGGACUCGCUGACCGGGCAUAAGGUCUACCACCGAACCAUCGGCUACUACGGCUGCAUCUACUGCAAGCGGAAGUUCAACACGCUGACUUUGUACCGCAAGCACAAGAACCACCACUUCUCCCAGCUUAACGUCGACAACCCUACCAAGUGCGAGCACUGCGACGAGACUUUCGUCGCCUUCCGCGAGAUGAUUUACCACAUGCGGGAUGUCCAUAACGACGAUAAGGAGUGGAUCAUCAUGCCUAAAGACUCUAUAGAGGAGACGUGCCCGAUAUGCAACAAAGUGUUUUUCAAUCUACACAGACAUCUGGAAUACCACGAGGAGAACAAGUGCAAGAAAUGCAACGAAUACUUCUACUCGCGCGCCGAUUAUGACAACCAUUUAUGCUCGAUCGAAAGCGACGACGAGGAGGCAGGCCCGAGCGAGAAUAGCUCGCUUCCGGCGUAUGAAGAGUGCGAGUUCUGCUUCAAGCCGAUCACGAGAAAAUCCUCGAAACGUAAGCACGACAUCAUCCACCGCGGCUCCGGCUCGAUCUCCUGUCGUUUCUGCCCGCUCAAGUUCAAGACCAUAGACGCGUUUAACAUCCACGCGUUCUCGCACCGCAGCAGAAAGUACAAUAAGCGGCCGAUUAAAUGUCGGAAGUGCGGCGAGAAGUUCGUCAAGUACGGGCCGUUUAUGAAGCACAUGAAAAACGUGCACAAAUCCACGAAGAAAAUUCACUAUCGUGCCAUUGUGAAGCCGGAGAGAUGCGUCGUUUGCGGAGGAGACUUCCCCAAUCUACACAAUCACUACCGCGCGCAUUUACUCAACCAAUGCCAGCUUUGCGGCAAGUACUUUUCGUCCUCAAGACUGUUCUCGAGACACCGCUGCGACCAGGAAGACGCCGAUCCCUCUAAAGUGUUUGUCUGCGACAAGAACCUCGACGCGCUCAUCAACUCAUACGUCCCUAAAGACUUGAAGGACGACGAGAAGUUCUACGGGGGUUCCGAAGACGAGGAUGAGGAAGAACCGACUGAACCGCCAGUUGCUUUAGAGGCGAAGGAACUGAAAGCGUCGAUGUCUCAAGACGAGGACAGUCAGGCUGCCGACAUGACAUUCUCGCAGGACGAAGCCAGCCAGGAAGAGAAAGAAUUCACUCAAGAGGAGCGGGAACUUCACCAGAUGGUAUCCUCGCCGAUCAUAUCCGACGUGUUAUCGUUGUAUCAGCAAAGCCAAAGCACCGAAGACCGCAAGCAGAUCGUCAAUGAGAAGGAUAUUGUUUCCCUGAUCGACGACGAUUCGUUGGACAUGGACGUCGUCAGUAUUCCUGUAAUUACGAUUGAUUAACUCGAGGAAAAGUGGUCACAUGAGACCGCGGUAACAAUUGAAGUCUAUGAUGUCUCGAUUCUCUGGUAUAAAUGGAUAAAUAUCCAUGAGUGCACACGCGCAUUACAAUAAUGCCGCUCGGAUUGCUCGGAUCGAACUCCCCGCACGCGGGGACCCUCGACCGAAAAGUGGUGGGGCGCAUCUUCGUGGAUGAAACGAUCUAUACUUGAUAGGUUAAUCGAUUAUUCGGAAAUUAAAUCGGACUUGUACACGAUAAUCGAUGGAAAUAUUCGAGCUGAAAUAUUUAGGCAGCAUGGAUUAGUACAGAACAGAUCAGAGGCGGGGCAAGACCUAAAUUUGAUGUGGGCAAGACAGAUUUCGCGAGGCCUUGUUCUGUGGCGACCUGAAGA